AACUCACUUGUCAACUCACUUCACAUUCGCUGUGAAAAGGACAGGGCGUAUGGGGGCUGAACUGAAGAUGUGCUGAAAAGCAGUGGAAGUGCAAUGCCCAUCACUCAAUACAUGGUGCAUGGGAAAAAUGUCACCCAAUAGUGGUCACAGAAGGAAUGGCACCUCCAAAAUACGGCUGACAAUAUUAUGUGCCAAGGAUCUGGCCAGGAAGGAUUUCUUCAGGUUGCCGGACCCGUUCGCUCGGAUCAGCGUGGACGGCUCUGGCCAGUGCCACUGCACGGAGACGUGCCACGCUACGCUCAGUCCCAAGUGGAACAAACACUUUGACCUCUACAUCGGCGAGAAUGACACGAUUGUGGUGUCGGUGUGGAACAACAGGAAGGUGCACAAGCGGCAGGGCGGCGGCUUCUUGGGCUGCGUCCGCAUCCGGUCCAACGUCAUCCAGCAGCUCAAGGACACCGGCUACCAGCAGAUGGAGCUGCGCAAGUCGAGCAGCCAGGACGCCGACUACCUGCGUGGAAAGGUCAUCCUGUCACUGCUGUCCCGGGACGGGAACGGCGGCAACGGCGGCAGUCACAACGUGGUGGUCAACACCCAGGGCAUGAUCAGCGCCCUCUCCAUACAGGACGAGCUGGCAGAGGGCUGGGAGGAGCGGUGCGCGCCCAACGGCCGGCCCUACUACGUCAACCACGUGACACGCUCAACGCAGUGGGAGCGACCGCAGCGGCCGGCGCUCGAGGCGGCGCUGGUCUCGCCGGCCGCCGGCGAGGGCGAGCAGGAGCGGGGCCGGCGCUCCUCACCCUCUCCCGGCGAGUGCCCGCCGCGCCGCUCGUCGACGGAGAGGGGGGAGAGGCGCUCGCAGCGGCGGCGGCACCAGCACUACCUGAGCAGGAACCAGCUGCACCAGCCCGACGACCUACCCGACGGCUACGAGAUCCGUACCACGUCUCAGGGCCAGGUGUACUACUGGCACGUGCCGUCGGGCCGCGCCACGUGGCACGACCCGCGGCUGCCCCGUGGCGAGCAGGCGGCGCCGCCGGCCUCGGCCGAGCUGCCGCCGCUGCCCGCCGGCUGGGAGAUGCGGCUCACUGACUCGGGACGCGUCUACUUUGUGGAUCAUGUCAACAGGACGACCCAGUUUGCCGAUCCCCGUCUGACGACGACCACGGGCGGCUCGGCGAGGCAGUCGCGGCUUAUUGAGGAACCGGCGCCCGCGACUGAGCCGGCGGCGGACCCUGCCGUCCAGUCGCCGCCCUACUCCACCCUCCCCGGCGGGGGCAGUCGGGCGGCCCCGGCGCCCACCGAGCCCCCGCCUCUCCCGGCCCGUAACCCGGCGGCGCCACCGGCCCCGGCGCCCGCACCGGCCCCGCUGCCAGCAGCCGGCGGCGCCACGGACGGCGGCCAGCCGGAGAUCCUUCCCAAGUACCGGCGGGACCUGGUGGCCAAGAUGAAGGUACUGAAGGCUGAGCUGAGUACCCUCCAGCCGCAGUCUGGUCACUGUCGGCUGGAGGUCAGCCGAGACGAGGUCUUCGAGGAGUCGUACCGUCUCGUGAUGAAGAAGACGCCCAAGGAGCUGCGGAAGCGGCUGAUGGUCAAGUUCCGCGGCGAGGAGGGUCUCGACUACGGCGGCGUGGCGCGCGAGUGGCUGUACCUGCUGUCGCACGAGAUGCUGAACCCCUACUACGGCCUGUUCCAGUAUAGCCGGGACGACAUCUACACACUGCAGAUCAACCCCAACUCUGAGGUUAACCCGGAGCAUCUAUCGUACUUCCACUUCGUGGGCCGUGUGAUCGGGAUGGCCAUCUUCCACGGCCACUACAUCGACGGCGGUUUCACCAUGCCCUUUUACAAGAUGCUGCUCAACAAGCCGAUCGCCCUGCCGGAUAUCGAGCAGGUGGACCCGGACCUGCACCGGAACCUCACCUGGAUCCUGGAGAACAACAUUCAGGAGCACCUUCUGGAGAUGACGUUCAGCGUUCCUCACGACCACUACGGACACGUCACCGUCCGCGACCUCAAACCAGGCGGCCGUGACCUGCACGUCACAGAGGAGACGAAGCGGGAGUACGUGAAGCUGUACGUGCAGCUGCGCUUCAUGCAGGGCAUCGAGCAGCAGUUCCUGAGCCUACAGAAGGGCUUCACCGAGCUCAUACCGCAGACACUGCUCAAGACAUUCGACGAACGGGAACUGGAACUGCUCAUCGGCGGGCUGGGAAAGAUCGACGUCGAAGACUGGAAACAAAACACCAGACUCAAGCACUGCACUGCAGAGGACGAGGUGGUCCGGUGGUUCUGGCGGAUCGUCGACUCGUAUAGUGAGGAGAUGCGCGCCCGUCUGCUGCAGUUUGUCACCGGCAGCAGUCGGGUGCCGCUGCAGGGCUUCAAAGGUCUCCAGGGCUCGACGGGCGCCACGGGUCCGCGUCCGUUCACCAUCCACCUUAUCGACGCGCCGGCCGGCAACCUGCCCAAGGCGCACACCUGCUUCAACCGGCUCGACGUGCCCAAGUACCCCAGCUACGAGGUGAUGUACGACAAGCUUACGCAGGCGGUGGAGGAGACGUGUGGGUUCGCCGUCGAGUGAAGGAGCGGCCCGACUGGCCGUCUGUGAUAGCCUGCUCCUGGCCCGGGACCAACCGACUGACGCGGCUGCUGCACGCUGAGGGAUGGAGGUCGGUGUGCCACGGCGGUGAGCGGAUACUGCGGCGACUGAGGGCGACCAGAGGGCCCAGCGGGGGCGGUACUCAUGGCGCUUCUGGCGUGGCAGUUUCCACUGUUCUGGCUCUAUGCUGCUGGGGUGUCAAAGAAGUGACUCAGUUUGCUCAGGAGGCCGCAGAUAUAGCCGCGGAUCGGUCGACACAAGACGGAACUCUCUAUUUUUGUACGGUGUGACUGUGGAGUGCUGGGCUGCUGUGCCGGCCGGCUGAGGCGUCUGUCUUACAGACUCCUCUGCUCCAGUCUUUGCGCCAGUUUUGGGCACUCGGUGAGUCAGAGUCAGACUCUCGGAGUCACUCCAGGGCUGGAGUCGCGCAGCCAUGGUUCCACACUCCCAACCAUGCCCCGCGGUCGUCCGUUUUAUACCACACUGUGCUCUCUUCAAGUCGGAGGAGCCGGUGGUCCUCACCGAAUCACCUAUAAGCCUCUGGUGGCUAACCCAGUGCGAAUUUCACCGUUUGUGUGUUGUUGUUUUCGGUACGUGUGUGCCGACUUAGUCCUGUCUUUUUUGGGCGCGAUAUUACUGACAGAUGCGGAGAUGCACGAUUAGGUUUAUCAAUGUGACAGACUGGUGUGGCUCUAUGCUCGCUGAGGGAGACCAAAGACGUACAGAGCCCGUGUUGAUCUGCGUAGGCUGACCCACCCAGACCAAUGGGUCACGGCCGCUGCAGCGACUUCUGGUCCAAAUGGUUAUCUGGUUAUGUGCCGCCCUGAUCGAAUGCUGUUCUGUUUAGCCAAGGUUUGUUUUGGGGGAGAUUUUGGUGGUAUAAUGAUAGUGUGUGUGUAUGUAUGUGUGUGUGCGUGGCGGAGGUAGAGUGUGGAGAGAGAGAGAGAGAGAGAGAGAGAGAGAGAGAGAGAGAGAGAGAGAGAGAGAGAGAGAGAGAGAGAGAGAGAGAGAGAGAGAGAGAGAGAGAGAGAGAGAGAGAGAGAGAGAGAGAGACGCACAAUAUUCUCGUGUGGUCGUGUUUGGUGUUUGUGAGGGAGUGUAGGCUUAUGCAUCGAUGAGUGGCAUGUCUGUGUUGUUUAUGUGUAUGGCUGUACCUGCGUAUAACGGUGUACACCUGUGUUGUGCGUUUUUAUCAUUCAGUUCUAGUUCAUGUGUAUCUUUGCCGUGAAGUGAGACGGAAGCCUGCGAUGUGUCUGGCGCGGGGUGGUCAUUUCUCCCGUACACUGUUUACCCCCAGUCCUGGAUCAACUGAUAUGGCUACCAAUUCGCCCGUUAAUUGAACUGUCCGGCCCGUGGUCCACCGUUUGAAUCGUGCAGUCACACAGCCCCCGACUGCUGGCGCCAUCUCUGGGCGACCGUCGGAACUCACACUUCCAGCUGGAGCGCUGCCUUCCGGUCGGCCGAUCGACCGACCGGCAUCCACUGCCGCCGGGACCCGUCCUGGGCCCGGCCCGUCCCCAGGGGCCCGCCCGGGGCCCCCGGGUCACCUCUGGGGCGCCGUGUAUAGCCCCCAGUCCACUACACCCACCCUUCACACGUCUCCGCUCCUCCCCAACGGCAGGUGUCGGCCUAGUGGCUUUGGUUCCUCUGAUAACCACAUAAUCUUAACAGGAUUGCUCCGGCUGCUUUUUAUUUCAUGCCCCGUUAAAACUCGACAUAUUAUUGUAUAUCAUGGCAAUUUAUUGUACAUUCGAAAUUCGAUUCCAAUGUUACUUGAUGUGAUCCAGACGUGUGUGUUUAAUUACCGCCGCCCAUAAACCGAGUUCACCGUUUUGUGUGUCUAGGGAUACGUGAGCGCGUGGUCUGUCCGUGUGCCCUCUGUCCGUAUCUUCUGUCCUCUGUCUCUUAUGUUGUUCCAGUAUGCUGGCUGCUGAGGACAAUCAGCAUGGGCUUAGUAUGUUGUUGGCGAAUCUUGAGUGCAUUAUUUACUUGUUGUUCUGUAAGGUUUUCUUUGAGCUUUCCAUUGUGCUUUUCACAUGCACAAAAUGUGGGUUUACAGUUGAGUUAUUUCAUGCGUCACUAUUUCCAUAUUGUUUAACUAUCUUCUUGUCUACGCCACAAUCGUAAUGGCGGUAGUCCUGUCUGCUUCACUGUUUUUGACGCAGGCCUACCCUUGAAAGGCUGACUACGUCGUGUGCGUGAGCGUCAAAGCAAGUGUCGCGUUCUCAACUGCAGACAAGAGUGUUUUGUUUGUACGCAAACGUGCUCUCAAAGUAUGUGCACACAGACUUGUCAGGAGCGAUAACCGACCUACGGCACAAUUCUCUGGUCGCUGGCUGGCUAUGAUUCUUGAUUGUCCGACAUACGCUGGUCUUAGUAUAUUGUGUGCGAUUUUACUCACUUGUAACAUAACCCGUUUGGGACCGAUACGCACAAUCAUCUGUAGGUUAAAUCGGAAUGAUAUCACAAAUACGUGACGUAUUGUGUGAUGUCAUCAGGGCACUACAGAACGUGCGAGUGACGUCAUCAUGGAAGUAUGUCGUUGUUAUGCUAAAUGCUAUGUCUUAUGUAAGUAUCGCCGAUUUGUGCGUGUGUAUGUGUGUCGUCAUAGAUUCACAGUAUGUAAUGUUAUCUCGCAAUGGAGUUGUAUGCCGUCACGCGGCCUGUCUUCCGCCCCUUGUAAGACAUAUCUGAGACUGGCGGUGGGCGUACGUACGUUCGCCGGCCGCGGAGGUGUUUCGCUCGCUGGCCGGACGGCGCGUGUAAUCAGUGCGUGUGUGUGUGUGUGUGUGUGUGUGUGUGUGUGUGUGUGUGUGUGUGUGCUCUUUGUGUGCGUGUGGCGUGUGCUGCGUGAGAUCAACACAAUACAUACCAUCGGAACUCUA
Molecule: messenger RNA, 5484 nt
Organism: Amphibalanus amphitrite
Lineage: Eukaryota; Metazoa; Arthropoda; Thecostraca; Balanomorpha; Balanidae
Product: E3 ubiquitin-protein ligase SMURF2-like
Exons: 19
Coding region: 119-2581 (820 amino acids)
Biological process (GO): ubiquitin-dependent protein catabolic process; negative regulation of BMP signaling pathway
Molecular function (GO): ubiquitin protein ligase activity; protein binding
Source: RefSeq, a predicted model, not a curated record